GCUUCUUCGUGUGAGAAAGUCUCCGUUCAGUUCCUCGUUGUGCCGCCAGUUUAUCCAAAUAACGCUUGUUUGAACAUUUGCUCCGACGAAGUCCAGACCGGCCGCACCUGCAGCGGAGCGGCGGAGCAGCCCAGCCGGUCUGCUGAGGUGAUCUGCGGUCAAAGCUUCGCCGUCAUACCGGUAGAAGAACACGAGCCGAUUGAUUCACCUGCAGCUUGUUGGAGAUUACACGUGGGCUGGAUAGCUUCGUGUUGUAAGAUAAAUGAGCAACUAAAAGGGCCUUAACAUCAUGGAGGAAUUGGAUGAUGUUACUGUUUCAGUUCUAAAUGCUGCCAGCAUAGAUGAGGCCUUACUCCACACCCUCAGUCGGGAUGAUUUAAGAGACCUUUUUCCUGGGCCAGAGAACUUUCUCAGGAGGAAACAACUGUGGACUCUUAUUAGCCAAGAGGAUGAGAAUGCCACUUUACCAGACAAAGCUGGCCCAGGUGAAACAGUAACUGUGUCAUCACUUCAAGGAUCACCUSCAGUAUCCCCCCACACAUCCACUCCUGUGUUGAAGAAAACCCCAAAGAAAACCCUAMAGCUUCCUAGUCCUCCAGAAUAUGUGAUCUACACAGACACUGAGUUGGAACCAGCUCGUAAGCACCAUUUUGAGAUGGCCUGCACUGGUAGAGAGGGGGAAUCUGCCAUGUCCAAAGAGCUGAGAUGCAGGCUGGUGAGGAACACUGUUACCAGCAUGAUUUCAAUCUUGAGAGCAAGUCACCAAGGAGAGGAGCUCCGGUACCCUUCAGAGCAUGAGGUCACCGCAAUGGCUAAGAGACUAGUGGAGUAUUAUCCCAUGCUACAGGAUAAAGAUGAACCCAUCAAACAUCGGACAAAGAUAGUCUGGCAGCACAGGCCARGCAUUACAAGACUCUGCAGGAGAUGUACAAGAAACCAAAACCCAACCAAGAGGCUGUCUGCCAGAUCCUUGACCUUGAGUUUCAAUCAAGAAGAGCCUUCAUUGACAGUGGCAUUCUGAAAGAAGAGGACAGACCAGCAAAGAUUUUUGAGGCAUAUCCAUGUUUCAAAGAKUGU
Molecule: messenger RNA, 1077 nt
Organism: Paralichthys olivaceus (Japanese flounder)
Lineage: Eukaryota; Metazoa; Chordata; Actinopteri; Pleuronectiformes; Paralichthyidae
Source: RefSeq, a predicted model, not a curated record